This is a messenger RNA of Fonsecaea nubica, 2733 nucleotides long. RefSeq lists its product as hypothetical. The transcript is spliced from 5 exons. The record is from RefSeq and is a predicted model, not a curated record. Gene Ontology annotation, molecular function: transcription coregulator activity. Gene Ontology annotation, cellular component: mediator complex. Lineage: Eukaryota; Fungi; Ascomycota; Eurotiomycetes; Chaetothyriales; Herpotrichiellaceae. Gene Ontology annotation, biological process: regulation of transcription by RNA polymerase II. The coding region runs from base 1 to 2733 and encodes 910 amino acids.
AUGACGGUCUCGAAGUGGCUUACUCUGGCUCGUCAAUGCCUGCUUCGUCGAAUCUCUGUGGAAGACUUCGGCAAUUUGCUGCGGAACCAUGACGGUGAAAUCGAUGGCAAGCGAUUAUUUGGGGCUCUGGUUGAAUGUCGAGAAUCUUUCUGCCAGCCAGGAGAUCCUCUCGUCUCACUUUAUAUCGACUACAUUGCAACCGCUGGAAUUGUCGUCAUAUCCGACGCGCUGGUUAUCCUCACAAAACGUUGGAAUGGAACAAGAUCUCCAGUAACACAAGGUGCACUUGCAUGCUACAAUGACACCCUGCAAGAUUUGACCAUGGUGAUUGUCUCCCCAAAGUUCAAGACCGGGGCAGCUGAAGCACGCCUGGCUCUACAGAUCUCGUCAAGAUGGCUUUCUACUUUGGCACGGCAAGCAUCACGAGGAGAUUCCGAGCCACCAGGAAUGGAGCUCAGCAGCACCAUCGAAUUGCUCGCCUUCCUCAUGGCAUCUAUGACCGCAACUGACGCUGGACUCGAAUCUUUAUCUAUUGCCAAGAGCCCGGAGCAAAAGGACAAAUAUGUGGCUGUCGACAACUUACGCACUCUAGUGAAACAGGCCUUUGAGCUCUGCUUGCCAUUAUAUUCUACGCUCUCCUCUCAGCUCAUGGAGCGGAUAAACACAGUCUUGAAACAUAUUAACCUUCUCGAUGAUGGCUCGGCGCAACCUGGCAAUGCCCCUGCCCCUGCUUCCGAGAUUCAAGCGCUUCAAUUCCAAGUCUCUAUCGCAGAUAGCCAGUUGGUGGCUUCCAAAGCUGGCACAAUGCUUUACCUAGAAAGUCUUCUCUUUGCAGGCUCAACUAUCGACGAUGGCGGGACAGUACAUUGGCUUUCAGCGCGCCAUCAGAAUGAUUACCAGUCAAUGUUCAUCGACGUCUUUACGUCCUCCUUUUCCAUUCUCAAAGCCCAGACCAUUACACCUGGCAGAACUUUAUGCAUGCAGCAGUGUCAGAUUUUCAUUCAGAACAAACUUCCAGCACUUCUGUCAAUGAUAUCGGCCUCUUCAUUCAACAGUUUCAAUACCGAACAAGCCAUGACCGACUCAUGGCAUCAGGUGGUGUCUUUACUUUCGUCACAAGACCUUCUUUUGACGGGAGCUAGGCUGCUGCACGUCUGUACUUUGCAUCACUUGCUCCCGGCACAAAUCGCAGUACAGCUCGUUGGAAACGAGGAUACUUUGAAAGGACUGAGCAAGGGCUUGUAUGCUAAAGAUGACCUCGUGGCACAAGUCCACGCAAAUCCUAUGAGAGGACCCAAACUUGUUGAGGAAUUGACCCGCAACGAUGGGAGUGCAGGCUUCAUCAGUCAGGCGGUUGUUGAGAUCUCGCCAAUGCUAUACUUCGGAGACCUACUACGAUCAAUUGCAUUGCUCUAUUCGUUCGUCCUGACUAUUUUCUGGGACCACUUUGUGGGCUCUUGGACGAGUGGCGAUGGGAUGAAAUACAUGGCACAACCGGUAUACGAUGAUUUUGGGGCCAUCUUUCUUCUGAUUUUGAAAGAUGGAUUCCUAGCUCGAUAUCUAGAGCAUGAGCAUAACGAAGAGAGCCUAGAGAACCUCUCUGAAGAAAGGAAACUGCAUUUGGGGAACUGGAUCAACGCUCUUUACUUGGCUGAAGGCCUUAGGGAUGAACUGUUCACAAACUGCAGUCCCCACGACUUCUACCUCUUGAUUCCCACUCUCCUCCGACAAUCGAUGACGGCUCACCAGCAGGGAAAGCUAACUCAUGACUCUUUACAAGCCGGCUUGGACUAUCUCCGUGAGCCUUUCUUGCUCCCUUCCCUGAUAUCGGCAAUGGAUUGGGUCGCAGAGGUUUUCCAGCAUGAGCGCAUGGUUGCUGGAAAGGUGUUGGAGGCUCUAAUAAAACCACCAGGGCCGUUGGAGUCUCGGGAUAUCCACCACACUAUAUUGACAUUAUGUGCGCCAAGGCUGAAGUUGCGCCUGAAGACUAUUGGAGCACAAGACAACGACGUCGACUCCAUUCUCAAGACCCUGGACCAGUGUCCGGACUUUUCGUUCGUCUCGGAGCGAGAACGAGAGACACCUAAUCCAGGAACCCUCAACAUUAUACAGCAUUGCCUGGCAAACUUAAUUACUUCCACAACUGCUCUGGACAUUGGGGAGGCGCCUCCCUUUGAGGACAUUUCUGCCCUCGUGAGCCGAGCCGUGCAAGUCCAUGGCCCCCAGUCGACCCUGCGGGCAAUGGUUGGGGUGCUUCUACAACUGAGCGACAGUCACGUAUUCCUUUAUGCUCUUGAUGCACUCACCACCGCAGUUUGUAUGGCUGGAAACGGGCUUCGCGACGCCCUGCGCUUACAAUACCACGACCUGGGGAGUCUCUUGAAGAGCGGGGAAACUCUCGCUGCUGAAGGGGUGGUCCGUCUAUAUCGGCAAGUUGAAACAUACACGAAUCUUCUUGCUGUGCCGGACAUGGGUUUAGACUCGUUCAACUUUUCCCAGCAACUUACGAACAUGGAUACGGCCGACCCCAAUCUCGACGCUGCUACUGCGGUGUCGGGCGGAAUGGACCUGCAGACAGAUCAGGGCCAAGCUGACGGAAUUAAUCAGGUACUAGAUGAAGUCGCCGCCAUGGGAAACCUGGACUCCAACGAUGCAGACAUGAGCUUUGAUGCUCUCUAUGACCUUCAGGGAAAUGAUAUGGAUCUCAAUGACUUGGAUUUGGACAUGUUCUGA